UGACGCUUCGGCGUUUCCCAUCGCGCCGUGAAUUUGCUUUUACCUCAUCUUCCAAAAAGUGUAUGAAAAUCUUGGUGCCGUUGAUAAGUCAACGUUGGUGACGAUACACCUAUGAAUUAGCUCCGAGAAAUCUUGUUCUCGCAAGCGCCACCGACUCUGUUCUUCUUGAGUGAAAGAUGGCUUUACCACAAAAUUACAAGCAGGUUGCAAUAGCAUCAUCCAAUGUUAUAGCCACAAAUCGAUAUGGUAAAAGACUGUUGCAAAAUUUUUUAACAGAAAGGUUACGGGCCUCUGGUACCAGUGGCGGUUCCAAUACAGGGAAAGAUGCACAGACUCCGUUUAUUCAGACCCCACAUGGUCAUCCUGGUUUCACACCACAGAAACUUGGAAAGAGUGCGCCGGCAGAUUCAAGAUUGCCUAAGCCACCAAAACCACCAGAAAAACCAUUGAUGCCAUACAUGAGAUACAGCAGGAAAGUAUGGGACCAAGUUAAAGCCCAGAAUCCAGAAUUAAAAUUGUGGGAAAUAGGCAAGAUCAUAGGACAAAUGUGGAGAGAUCUCCCAGAAGAUGAAAAAACUGAAUUUAUUGAGGAAUACGAAGCAGAAAAAGUUGAAUAUGAUAAGAGUCUGAAGACUUAUCACAAUUCGCCGGCAUACCUUGCAUAUAUUGCAGCAAAGAAUCGUGGCAAAUCAGCAUUCUGUUCAGCUCAACAAAGCAAUGAUGAUCGAGAAACUCAUGAACGCUCUUCAAGCAGCAGCAAAAGCCAGGCAGCCCAAGAUCGAAGAAUAGACAUUCAGCCAGCUGAAGAUGAUGAAGAUCAAGAUGAUGGAUAUUCAGUAAAACACGUUGCAUAUUCCCGAUAUACCCGCAAUCACAGACUGAUUAAUGAAAUCUUUAGCGACACUGUGGUACCUGACGUUCGUUCGGUAGUUACUACACAGAGAAUGCAAGUCCUGCGGCGUCAAGUACAGUCUCUCACUAUGCACCAGAAAAAAUUGGAAGCAGAGUUGCAACAAAUCGAAGAAAAGUUCGAAGCUAAGAAACGUAAAUUUAUCGAAGCUAGUGAAGUGUUCCAAGAUGAAUUAAAGAAGCAUUGUAAGCCAGCAGUGGACGAAGAUGCAUUCAAUAAAAUGGUGGAACGCCAGUAUGAAUCGCUACGAAGAGACAGGCAGAAGGGCACAGAAGAAAAUCGAUCUGAUGGCCCGGCAUCAAGUGAGUCUACGCCUACCUCCACACCAACGCCAACUCCAGCACCAGUCAAUGAGGAAGCUCAACCAGAGGAAUAUGAAUUUUUAAAGAUUGCAGAAAAUGAUACAACAGAUAAAAAGCAUAUGGACGUUGAUAAGCCAAUCGAUACUAAAAAGGAAACACUUUCGCCCCCGUAUGCAGAACCUAAGUCUGAAACUCCUAUACAGAACAAUGUUCAGGCAACAUCACCUGUGACAUAUCCAGCUGUGGUGAGCCCGGUUCAUCAACCGACUGUUACCAGUGCCACAAACUUACCACCAGCGCAGCCUUCUACCCCACCAAGCGUUUCGACUCCUCCUUCAGUAACAGUUCAACCGCAACAACCACCAGCACCACCAUCACCGAUUCCGCAACAAUCGCAACAGCAGCAGGUCUCGCAGCAACAACAACAUGCACCACCUAACCAACCACAUCCGGUACCUAACCAACAUCCACUUUCCAACCUUCCACAACACCUACCUCCUAUUCAACAACACCCGCCACCCAAUCUACAACAUCCAGCACCCAGCCAACAACAUGUACCACCCAGCCAGCAACAACAUGUACCACCCAGCCAGCAACAACAUGUACCACCCAGCCAGCAACAACAUGUACCACCCAGCCAGCAACAACAUGUACCACCCAGUCAGCAACAGCAUGGACCACCCAGCCAGCAACAGCUUGGACCCUCCAGUCAGCAACAGCUUGGACCCCCCGGUCAGCAACAUGUACCGCCUAGCCAACAACAGCAUGUACCGCCUAGCCAACAACAGCAUGGACCGCCAGGACAACAACAGCAUGGACCGCCAGGACAACAACAGCAUGGACCGCCAGGACAACAGCAUGGACCGCCUAGCCAACAACAGCAUGGACCGCCAGGACAACAACAGCAUGGACCGCCAGUCCAACAACAGCAUGGACCGCCAGGACAACAACAGCAUGGACCACCAGGACAACAACAGCAUGGACCGCCAGGACAACAACAGCAUGGACCGCCAGGACAACAACAGCAUGGACCGCCAGCACAACAACAGCAUGGACCGCCAGUCCAACAACAGCAUGGACCGCCAGUCCAACAACAGCAUGGACCGCCAGGACAACAACAGCAUGGACCACCUAGCCAACAGCAUCCACCUUCGAGCCAACAACAUCCACCACCCAGCCAACAACAGCAUGCACCACCCAGCCAACAACAGCAUCCACCAUCGAGUCAACAACAUGGGCCACCCAGCCAACAACAUGGACCUUCCAGUCAACAACAUGGGCCACCCAGCCAACAACAUGGACCUUCCAGUCAACAACAUGGGCCACCCAGCCAACAACAUGGACCUCCCAGUCAACAACAUGGACCGCCCAGCCAACAACAGCAUGGACCGCCAGUCCAACAACAACAUGGACCGCCAGGACAACAACAGCAUGGACCGCCAGUCCAACAACAUGGGCCGCUCAAUCAACAACAUGGAUCACCCAGCCAACAACACGCAGCACCGCCUACUCAACAACCGGCACCACCACCGCAGCAACAACUACCACCACAGCAACAACAAUUACAAUCACAGGCUCAACAAUCGCAGCCACAACCGCCGCCGCCUUCGCAUACUCCCCAUCAGCAGAACAUUCAUCCGAAUCACUCAAUGCCUCCUCAUCAGAAUCACACUCUAUCGUCUCAAGGAGCAUCACCACACAAUCCAAAUAUGCCUCCACAAACUAUUUCCUCUCAAAAUGCAAUGCCUCCUAAUCCCCAUGCAAACUCCAUGAUGCCUACCAGCCAGAAUUAUAAUCAACAGUACCAACCUGCUGGUGGCCAGCCAGCUCAGAAUGUUCCAUUAGCUCCAAGACCUCCUCAUCCAUCUUAUGGCUAUUCUCAACAACAACCUUAUCACCAGCCAUAUCCUCAAUAUCCACAUCCUUAUUAUCAAUCAUAUUCUCAAUAUCCUCCCCAUUCUAUGGGACGACCUCACUCUCAUGGUCCACACAGUCCACAUAGCCCCCACUAUCAUCCUCAAUCCCCACAUAACGUUGGUGAUGCUAACUCUGGACCAAAUGUUGGUUCAGAGUCUAGUACUCCCUAUUCGUCUGCUCCUACUCAUAGUGACAGGGAUAGACCCUCUGAAAAUCAAACCGAGAAUCAGUCGAUUGAAUCUAAAUCUGGGUCAGGAUAAACUGGUAGUGAGACAAACUGCAUUUUUUUUAUUUGUAUGGAAAUUUGGUCUCUAGAAACUUGUGUAUUUUGAAACAACGUUUCAGAGUUAUUGAGACCCUUAGAUUACUAUGCACUGCUUUUUUGAAAACAAAUAAUUAAGUUGAGCUUUAUCCCGCUAAAUGAAGUUGACAGAAUUUCAUAAUUAUAGCUUGACAUUUCAUAGUUGUAAAAUGCCAACACUGUAAUAAGAUCCAAACAUUCAGCAAAAAUUUUAAAGGCUAACAAUUUCUCUAUACUGUAAUGUAGUCGCAGUGCUAAUAAAGACUUACGUGGUGGAAAUGAA
This is a messenger RNA of Athalia rosae (coleseed sawfly), 3713 nucleotides long. Its product is annotated as extensin-like. Bases 177 to 3389 code for a protein of 1070 amino acids. Gene Ontology annotation, molecular function: nucleosomal DNA binding; nuclear receptor binding. The transcript is spliced from 11 exons. Lineage: Eukaryota; Metazoa; Arthropoda; Insecta; Hymenoptera; Athaliidae. The record is from RefSeq and is a predicted model, not a curated record. Gene Ontology annotation, cellular component: SWI/SNF complex. Gene Ontology annotation, biological process: negative regulation of DNA-templated transcription.